AUGGCUCCCAAGCGUCUCGGCGGCUCGCGCCGCUCCUACAACCCCAUCACUGGCGUCUACAAUGCGUUCGUCGUUUCGGAGAACGCCCCCAUUGUCCGCAGCGUCACUGCUUUCGGCGUCGCCGUCGCAUUUCUUGCUACCGGCUGGGCUGAGGCCAUUCUUUGCCCGCAGUAA
This is a messenger RNA of Parathielavia appendiculata, 174 nucleotides long. RefSeq lists its product as uncharacterized. The coding region runs from base 1 to 174 and encodes 57 amino acids. The record is from RefSeq and is a predicted model, not a curated record. The transcript has 3 exons. Lineage: Eukaryota; Fungi; Ascomycota; Sordariomycetes; Sordariales; Chaetomiaceae.